GCGGCCAUGGCGGGCCCGUGCGGAGCUGUCAUUGCUGGGGGCAGAUGCCUACACACCACGGUGAAGUUUCUGAGGAAAACUGGAACUGAGCAGAAGUGGUUGGAGCGGCACUUGAAGGAUCCCUUUGUCAAGGCAUCGAAGCAGCAGCAGUACCGGUGCCGAAGUGCCUUCAAGUUGCUGGAAAUUGAUGACAAGCUCUGUGUUCUUCGUCCAGGAUUUUCUGUUCUUGACUGUGGAGCAGCACCUGGUGCUUGGAGCCAGGUUGCUGUAGAGAGGGUCAAUGCCUUAGGUACUGAUGCUGCUCUCCCCACUGGCUUCGUGCUUGGCGUUGACCUGCUGCGGAUUUCUCCCCUGGAAGGAGCAGUUUUCCUGACAGAGACUGACAUGGCAGAGCCCAGCACGCUGAGGGCCAUCCAGAGCCUGCUUCCCUUGGGGAAGGCAGAUGUCAUCCUGAGUGACAUGGCCCCCAAUGCCACGGGCAUUAAAGAGCUGGAUCAUCAGAAGCUGAUCAGGCUGUGUUUAGGCCUUCUGGAUAUAGCCCAAAGCAUUUUAAAGCCAAAAGGAACGAUGCUCUGUAAAUUCUGGGAUGGAUCCGAGGCCCGCCUGCUGCAAAACAGACUGAAGGAGCAGUUCCAGGAUGUGAGAACUAUAAAACCUCAGGCCAGCAGGAAGGACUCUGCUGAAUCUUAUUACUUGGCCAGGCUGUACAGAGGGAAAUGAAAGUCAUGAGCUGCAAGAUUCUGUGACAUGGGUUGGAAAUCUCAGUUUAGUGGGUGUUUAAAGGAAAAUCCCACCAUUAAGAUUUUGGGGUAGUUUGCUGCUCUUCUUUAAGUCUGUCAGGUUUUCCAAAUACUUGUGGACAAAAUGGUUGGGAAUGAAGAGGAAUAAUCUGAAAGGCAACCUCUGGAG
Camarhynchus parvulus is the source of this 909-nucleotide messenger RNA. RefSeq names its product mitochondrial rRNA methyltransferase 2 (gene MRM2). The record is from RefSeq and is a predicted model, not a curated record. Gene Ontology annotation, cellular component: mitochondrion. Gene Ontology annotation, molecular function: rRNA (uridine-2'-O-ribose)-methyltransferase activity. Gene Ontology annotation, biological process: RNA methylation. The transcript is spliced from 3 exons. Bases 7 to 720 code for a protein of 237 amino acids. NCBI's taxonomy places the organism in Eukaryota, Metazoa, Chordata, Aves, Passeriformes, Thraupidae.